This is a messenger RNA of Dermatophagoides farinae (American house dust mite), 1530 nucleotides long. RefSeq names its product tRNA dimethylallyltransferase. The record is from RefSeq and is a predicted model, not a curated record. Gene Ontology annotation, cellular component: mitochondrion. Lineage: Eukaryota; Metazoa; Arthropoda; Arachnida; Sarcoptiformes; Pyroglyphidae. Gene Ontology annotation, molecular function: tRNA dimethylallyltransferase activity; nucleic acid binding; zinc ion binding. Gene Ontology annotation, biological process: tRNA modification.
CACUCGUUUCAUGAAAUGAUAAAUGAGAUUUUUUUGGAAUUUGCGAAAUUUUUGUUCAAUGGUUUCGAAAGCCACAAUCAGUUAUGAUCCAAUGAUUGUUAUAAUUGGAGCUACAGGAUGUGGAAAAACAAAACUUUCAUUAGAAUUGGCUGAACAUUAUAAAAAUGCUGAAAUCAUAUCGGCUGAUUCAAUGCAGAUUUAUAAAGGUCUAGAUAUUGCUACAAACAAGGCGUUGCCAAAUGAACGAGCACAAGUUCCUCAUCAUCUCAUCGAUCUGAUUGAUCCAUUUCAACAAUUUACAGUUUUAGAUUUUCAAAAGCUUGCCAUGAAAUCUAUUGAUGAAAUUAUAUCAAAAAGAAAAAUUCCUAUUAUCGUCGGCGGAACAAAUUACUAUAUUGAAUCAAUAUUGUGGGAUACAUUGGUCGGAUCGAAACAAGAAAUAAUUUCAGAUAAUGAAUUUAAAAUCGAUACGAUAGAAAGUCAUUCAGAAAUUUUAGAUGACCAAAUUGACACUGUAAAUGACUUGCUACAAAAACAGAAAUUGACCUAUAAAAAUUUACGAUCAAUAUCGGAUGAAAAAUUGCACCGAUUUUUGAUUGAAAUUGAUCCUGAAUCAGCGAAUAUAUUGCAUGUUAAUAAUCGAAGAAAAGUUAUUCGAUGUUUGCAGGUGUAUCAACAAACUGGUCGCCAAAUGAGCCAAAUCCUUAAAGAACAACGAUCUCAAGGUGGAUCCAGACAUGGUGGACCAUUAAGGUUUAAAAAUUCAAUAAUUUUUUGGGUUGAUUGUGACAAACAAGUGCUUGAUGAAAGAUUAGAUGCACGAGUUGAUGAUAUGAUUCAUCAAGGUUUAUUAAAUGAAUUGUCUGAAUUUCAUCAUUGUUAUAAUUCCAAGCGUAUUGAAAGAGAAAAGGCCGAUUACAGUGAAGGAAUAUUUCAGACGAUAGGCCUAAAAGAAUUUCAUCGUUAUUUAGUAAUGAACAAAGAAGAACGUCUUUCAUAUGACGGACAGCUGAAGCUUGGCCAUGGAAUUUUGAUGCUCAAACAACGAACCCGAUCAUACGUGAACAAACAAAUAAAAUGGAUACGACGACGAUUUUUGAUUUCUGAAAAUAUUCGUGAAGUACCAAAUGUUUAUCGUUUGGAUACAACUAAUCUGAAUGAAUGGAAUGAAAAAGUUCGUGAUCACGCCAUUCGGAUUGUUGAUCACUGUUUACGAGCUCAAUCUAAACCACUAGAACGUGAAAAAAUUCAUUCAUUAUUAGAUGAAUUGGCUAUUCGAAGAAUGGCCAGUAACGAUGAUAGUAAUGCCGAUCAAAGCGAAACUUUUAUAUCUGGUCAAUUUUAUUGUGAUUUAUGUCAGGUUCAAAUCAGUGGUGGCAAAUCUUACAAAGAACAUUUACAAUCCAAAAAACAUCGAUAUCAAAUUAAGCAAUCUAGAUUAACAAACUAAAAAUUGUCAUGUUUAUUCAAUUUAUUGGAAAUCUUGAAAUUUAAAUAAAAAAUUUAUUUUUUCUUUUUUCCGCUUGUCAA